AUGGCACUGGCCCCAACUCUUCGCCAACGGGGCAUGAUGGUCAUGGUUCGGGACAUCACGAUGGCAUAUACUCAGUCACAAACACCGCUCCAAAGACUGAUCUUCGUACACCUGCCGUCGGAAUUGAAGAAUAAAUAUCCCGAGGGGACGCUGUUACAUCCAUCAGCAUUCGACCCGUGCCUUUUGAUCGCGAAAGCAGACGAACCAUUUGGAGUGACAGGCCUCCAAACGGAUGACACAUUGAACAUCGGCACGUUGGAGUUCCUGAAGAAGGAAAACGAAGCAUUGGUGGAAGUGGGUAUUAAGGCGAAACCUCAGAAGAUCCUCGAGAACGGCAUGACAGAGGACUUCAACGGCUCACGAAUGAGGAUCCACGAGGAGGGCUAUGGUCUCUCGACUACGCAGAAAGGCCAAGCGGAGAAACUGGAACUCCUGGAUCCAAAGGGAUCUGAUAUGCAGAUGGACAACAAGGACCGAGGCCUCAACUACAUGGAACUAGAUCCCCAAGACCUUCGCCUGUAUAUCUUCGUUGACGGCUCAUUUGCCAACAACAGGGAUAUGAGCUCGCAAAUAGGAUACAUAGUCGUGUUAGGCAACGAGAAGCCCACCACCCACGACAAUGAACUAAGAAUUGACGGCAACGUCAUUCAUUGGUCUUCCACUAAGUGCAAACGGGUAACCCGUAGCGUCUUGGCAAGCGAAAUCUACGGGAUGGUUCAAGGAUUCGAUAUCGGUUACGUCGUCCACCAUACCAUUAACACGGUUCUGGGACGCCUAUCAUUCCCCAGAGUCCCGCUCGUACUUUGCACAGACUCUUACUCCCUAUACCAAUGCCUCGUACAGAUGGGGAGUACUAACAAGAAAAGAUUGAUGAUUGACUUGAUGGCCUUGAGGCAGUCGUAUGAGAACAGGGAGAUUAACGACAUCAGAUGGAUACAAGGAAACUGCAACCCCGCGGAUGCCAUGACUAAGGCAUCCCCGAAUGAAGCAAUGAAGACUUUGAUCGAAGAGAAUGGUCUGACUAUUAAACUUGAGGGAUGGGUUAAGAGGGAGUGA
Hypoxylon trugodes is the source of this 1056-nucleotide messenger RNA. RefSeq lists its product as uncharacterized. Bases 1 to 1056 code for a protein of 351 amino acids. The transcript is spliced from 3 exons. The record is from RefSeq and is a predicted model, not a curated record. Lineage: Eukaryota; Fungi; Ascomycota; Sordariomycetes; Xylariales; Hypoxylaceae.